Molecule: messenger RNA, 7221 nt
Organism: Mytilus trossulus (common blue mussel)
Lineage: Eukaryota; Metazoa; Mollusca; Bivalvia; Mytilida; Mytilidae
Exons: 5
Coding region: 124-5079 (1651 amino acids)
Molecular function (GO): ADP binding; protein binding
Source: RefSeq, a predicted model, not a curated record
AAAAAAUCUAUCCAUGCAAGGUGCAUAAAUAAGUAUACGUGUGUGUAAACAUGACAAAUGAGUAGAAUGAGGAGAUAUGUAUUGGAUCAGAACAAGGCUGUUUUGAGAUACGAUAAUUAGGGUAUGGAGAGUAACACAAUUUAUAUAUCCGGUGGGGACAUAGACGAGCAGUUAGAAACAGAGAUAUUAGAAAUAUACACAUCUGGACCAAAUGCUUCAGUUAUUAUCAAUGCUGACAUUGAAGACAACCAGAAAAGAUGGCUGAUUAUUGGUAUAUGUAUUCAGUCUGUUUUGGCUCCAGCACUGCGAAAAUUUACAGAACCAAUAACACACAACUUGUACAAUGUAAUACAAAGUACGCAUUUAAUUCAAACACAGACAUAUCCAAACCAGCUUAGAAAAUACCCGAGUUCGGGAAGGGAUCUGAAUUAUGAAGCAAUCAAUAACAACCAUUUAAUACCCCGAGUUCGUCGACAACCAGAUGUUGGGAAGUACGACUACAAAGUGAGCAGUCAUGUAGAAUUCUCAAAAUUAUUUUUGAAGACUUUUAUGGCUCAAUACACGGCUUUUGAUGAAACAUGCGACUUGUCAGCGCUCCUAGGGAUAAUUAUAAACAUUGACAAGUUUCCACAGCCAGUACAGAAUGUUGCUAUGAAGCUACGUUCGGAUGUACGGAACCCAUGGGCACAUUGUAAUUUUGAUGAAUGGGACUCCCUUAAAUAUCAAACUGCAUUCCAGCUGUUGCAUCAAUUAGUAAGAUGUCUUCAGCUGAACACAACAGACGAAGCAAGCUUACUGGCAGAAUUGACCAAAUGGGAGACAAACGGAUUUAUGUUUCUUCAAGGCUAUGGAGUCACCCAGCAAGUUGUAAAAGAAAUCCGACAACAGACACGUGCUUUGGCUGAUUAUGCGUUGAAAAUGAAAUCGGGAACGGACUCGAUAUUUGCACAGGUGCAUGCUGCUAUGUUCAAAAUAAAUGGUGAAAUAAUGUUAGCUUGUAGUCGUAUUAGCAGUAUUGAAUCGAAACAAAAUGAACAAAAAACAGAUAUUAGUAACCUGAACAAAGAAGUUAGUGUUUUAUAUGAUAGAUCAUUAGCCAUUGAAAACGUUCAAACUGAACAAGGACUGAAGAUUGAAGCAAAUGUUUCUAACACGGCUGCAAUUGCUAAAAAUGUCGAGAUGUUGAAAAUAAGGGAUGAUUCUACAGCAAAACACGUGAGUGAGCUUGAAAACGAAAAUAAAAAAAUUAGGGAAGAUAUAUCGGACAUAAAAUCUGAUAUAACCGAAAUAAAGGUUGACAUUAAAGAUUUCACAAAUUAUUUGCCGAUGUCUAAGCCUGUCGGAAAAACGCUUUUUUAUCCACCAAAUCGACCAGAAUCAUUUGUUGCUAGGGAAACGGAGUUAUGUAAACUUAAAGACAGUUGUAUAGGCAAAAAUAAUGCAAAUCAUACUUUAGUCAUAUGCGGAUUAGGUGGUUGUGGAAAGACAACGCUUGCAAUUGAGUUUGCAUGGCGUUCGCAGGAGUUUUAUCCAGCCGGUGUGUUUUGGAUGUCAGCAGAGACACAAGAUACAUUAGAAGAUUCCCUUACAAUAUUAGCCCUUGAUGUUGAUUCGACUGGUAAAGACUUCAGAGAAACUUUAAAAAAAACCCUCAAAUGGUUUUCUAAUUUGAAUGAAAGAUGGCUUUUAGUUGUGGAUAAUAUAGACGAAGAAUACCUUUCUGACAAUACAAAAGAAUUAUUGUUAGGUAGUUGGAAACGGAGUACUCGUGGACAUAUUAUUAUUACUAGCCGACGCGAACCCAAUGAAGUUGAAGAAUCAAUGGUUGUAAAGAAAGAGGAUUGCAUUACUUUAAAUGUAUUUGAAAUAGAAGAAGGGUUAGAAUUUCUAAAGAGGAGAACAGGAAUAAACUGCACUAAUGAUGACGAUACAAUAAUGACAUUAGUAGAAGAGCUUGGGGGAUUGCCAUUAGCAUUAGAACAAGCAGCUGCACAUAUAAAAAGCAUUAAAUGUGCCUUUAGUGAGUACGUCAACAAAUUCAAAAAGAAACGUUUGAAAUUAUUGAAGGCAGCACCUUCUGUAAGGAAGAUCAGCAGAGAUAGACUAGCGAUAGCGACAACUUGGCAAUUGAAUAUUGAUUACAUAACUAGGCAAUCGGAAAAUGAAGGCCUUGGUAUGGCUGCUGCAACCGUAAUGCACAUUGCGUCAUUUUUGUUUGCAGAUGAUAUUCCAAAAGAACUUGUAAAUGUAGGAAGUCCACUUGUAGAAGAUAGUAAUUUGGUUGAAGUUCUUGAAGAUGAAAUGGGAUGCAAACAGGUCAUUGAAAUUUUAACGAGAUUCUCAUUGUUUCAGCGAGUACAUGAUACGUCUCUCUCGGUUCAUAGGUUAGUUCAAGAGGUUAUUAGAGAUAAUAUGUCCGUCGAACAUUGUUAUUUGAUUCUUCAACAUGCUACACGCAUGGUUAAUAACGCGUUAUAUUUUAGUCUAUCCCCUGCGGAUAUUCUUUAUAGCGACGCCUUAAAAAAGAAGAGUGAAAGGGGAACCCUCGUAAAAUGGAGCAAGUUAGCAGCCAACGCAAAUUCAAUAAAACAUUACGUUUUCAAUCUUAAGAAAGACGAGAUUCCGGAGCACGAACUUUUCUUCAACAAAGAAAUUUUAAGAAUAUUACAAACAACAGCCUUAUAUCACAGCAUUCAUCAAAGACAAGCUAUAGCACUUGCGGAUCAAGCACAGAUGAUUCGAAUAAUGACAACUGUGGAGGUUGAUACACAUUUUUACAAUGAUCUUACAAGAAUAAAAAUACCGCUGCUCCAACGAGAUCGAGAGAAAAUUGUAGACUGUUUAAUGUCUGUUGUUCCUGUCGAAAUAGAAACUCCUGACUAUACAUCAGUCGUAACAUAUAGGGCUGAAGAUUUAAGAUUACUUGGAAAUGAAGCAUUCAAAGAGCAGAGAUAUCUAGAUGCUAUACGGUAUUACACUGAAGGUAUAAGGUCUAGUUCUAUUGAAACUAUUGAUAGCAGAUUAUUUUCUAACAGAUGUUUAGCUUAUAUUCGAAUAAGGGACUUUGUACACGCCUUUUCUGAUGCAAAUAAAUGUAUAGAAAUUGCCUCUAUCAAUUGGAAAGGAUAUUGUUGGAAAGCCUAUGCCAUUUCGGGAUUGAUAGAAGAAGGAUCGUUUCCUCCCACCAUGGAAGCUAUGGGAUUAGCUUCAGCUUGCAUUGCAUCCUAUAAAUAUCCCCCUUGUCUCCUUGAAUACAACAUGAAAAUAUCUUAUCCCAUAAUAAAUUAUCAAAUAGUUGAAAGGCCAGAAUGUUUACAACAAGACAUAAUGUCGUUAACAGACAGACCAUUCACUACGCUUUUGUUACGAAAGGGACUCUAUACAUUUAACGAACCACUCAUAACAACAAAGAGUAUCCAGGUCAUCGGUAUAGAAGACGAUGUCGAUAUUGACACAGGUCCAGGUUUACAAAUUUGUCGUUUACCGAAAGGCGCUUUUCCAGUUGAUAUUGAACCUGAACAAACGAUUAAGACACACUUUGAAAAAGUUAAUUUUGUUUCAGGCAAUCACAUCACAGUUCUUGAGAAUUCGAUCGCAACGUUUUAUAACUGUAAAUUUUCAAACGGGAAAGCAGGAUGUGAUACUUUUCCAAAAUGCACAGGAAAGAUAGGAUGUAUAAAUCCGUUGAAAUGUAGGCAGGCAUACAAGGAAGAUAAGUUGCUUUUCGGAACUAUUUCUUUUGGACAAGCCGGUUUUCCUGGAAUAAUGGUAUUCAACGGAGGAAUUGCGUACCUAGACGCAUGUUUACUGAAUAGGUGUGGAGGUGGUGGUGUUUUGUCAGAAGGAAAAGGUUCGUUCAUGGAAAUCAAAAACUGUAACGUGCAGAAUAUGAGACAAAUGGGAAUUGAAGCUAGAAAUGAAGGCGCAGUCAAAAUAAGUAAAAAUACCAUAUUAGAAAAUCAGACCCAUGGUAUUGCUAUUGGACCUAACGGUUAUGGUUUUAUUGAAGAAAACAUAAUUCAGGGAAAUGGGGCAGAAGGUAUAUGGUGUGGAGGAGUAUUAGAUUCUCAUGAAUCGCCAAAGAUGAACGAAACUGGUGCCUCAAGAGCUGUUAUUAUUGAUAACGAUAUUGGACAAAAUGGUCUUUGUGGCGUAUCAUGUGAUGGCUGUUUCGUCGAAAUCAAAGGAAAUAGAAUCUUUUCUAAUCAUCUAUGGGGCACGAUGGUGAAGUCGAGAUCUUCGGCAUAUAUUCUUAAUAAUGACAUUUUUGAUAACAAAUGUGGUGGAAUCAGAAUCGGCCACAACUAUACUGCGUCGGUUAUAAUUGAUGGGAACACUAUAAGGGAUCACACUGGUCCAGGUGUGUAUACAGUGAAUUCAGCAGAACGUUUUUUAAACAAAAUGAAGACGGACUUGUCUGAUUGUUUUGUGGGGAACGGUGAAAUUAUGGGAUAUUCAAGACCGCCUGUAAUAACAAGUACAAAUGUACUGAGGAAUAACGACAAAGGAACACAACACCCAAAUGAAGUUGUACGUUUAAUCGAAGCCUGCAGUUAUUGCCGUCAAGUAUUACAUAAUUUAAAAUCAUGUUCCAAAUGUAAAAAGGCAACAUACUGUUCAAGGAAGUGUCAGUCAAAACAUUGGCUACUACAUAAACAUAUGUGUAAGCUUCUGAGGAGUUCAUAUGUAGUUGAAGUUCCAAUGUCGAAUAUAGAAUCAAAUAUGCUUGGAGAUGAACCGAACACUUUACAUUUCAGACAAUUUAAUCCUAAACUUAAAGGAAUUUUAGAAGGAACACCGCCUAACAAAAGAAGUUGCAAUCGUUUUAUAGUUAAGAUUCAAUCUGGAAAGGAAUAUACAUUUUAUGAUCCAAACAAAGAACUAGUUGUUUAUGAUCAAACUGUUACACUAGACAUACAAUUUUCAAAUCCCAUUCUGUAUCAUCUGUGUAUGGAAUGUGGAGUUCUUGCAGGUGAGAAAUUCACAACGAAAAAGAUAUUUUGUUGGGCAUCGUACAAAAAUAAUGGAAAAACCCUUUGUUUCUAUACAGACAACCUUCCUCCGUUUCAAACGUGGUGAUGUAUUAAAUCAGAUUUAAAUGAUUUGAAAUCAAACGUACUUAUGAUUUAUGAAACCUUUAAUUGGUAAUUUAUUUUAUAAGUUACCUGAGUUUUUAGUAGUCAAAAUACCGAUAUGAUUAAUGUAGACUAAGAUCAGUAUAAACAAUUCAUCAACUUAUUUUCGUAAAAGAUGUUUUUCAGCAAAUGAGAUGGAUUGUGUCAAAGCUAGUUUAUACAUAAAUCUUUGACGCCAACAAGGUUGUGUACGAUUAGUACAGUUGUUUCGAAAUGUAUUUUUAAAAAAACUCGACAAAGAAAUUGUAUCUAGAUUUUAUUACUAGAGGUUGGUCAUUUAAAGAAGUAUCGACCGUAUCAUAUACUUUGACGUAUAUGCAGAUAUACCAAAAACAGUUUGCGAAACCGAGGCGGAGCUUUUAUUAUAUGUACUUUGAAUAAUGCAAAUUGACAACUGAUUAAUUUCUUAUGCAAAUAUUAACAAUACAAUUGCGGAAAUGUCGAGUUUAUGUGCUUGUAAUCAAACAUUAAAAGAUAUUCUGCAUAAUUUGAACAUUUUAGAGGCAUGAUAGGAGUGAAUACGUUAAAACCGUUUAUUUGUGUGCUGGAUUGUGCUCACGUAGAACCUAAUUUUUAGUUGACACUCAGACUUGUUUUUUUUCGAAUGUAGUGAUAUGACAUCUGAAGACAACUACUACUUUUUCUGAUAUAAUUGAAAAUGAACACUAUUCCAAGUUCCUUACAUGAAUAUGUGUCAGUUAGUGUAUAGAAAGGUAUAUACUAUGAAAAUAAGAGCGCGGGGCUUUAUCCCAAGCUGCAAAUUUCCUUAGAAUUAUCAAUUCAGGGGUUGCAACCCAGCAACUAGCAGCAAAAAACUGCAUUUCACCCCAAAGUUAUAAUUUUAGCCAUUACAGCCAUGGUGGUUGGCAGGUGUGGUCAUUGGACACAUUUGUUAAAAUUUGAUACCCAAGUGAUAAUUAUGCCCAAGUUUGGUUAAGUUCGGCCAAGUAGUUUCAGAGAAGAAGAUUUGUGUUAACAAACGACGUUCCACGGACGCCAAGUGAUGAAAAAAGCUCACUUGACCCUUUGGACCAGGUGAGCUAAACAAGAGAAGUCCACGCUAUCAAUCAGCAUGUCAUUAUAAUGUCACUGUGAUCAAUCAAAAAUAGAUCAGUGAAAUUUUAAAAUCAGCUGGAUGUUUUAAAAUUGUUAUGUUUCGACGAUAAGUUCAGACAGCCACACAAUAUUGAACAGGAGAGAGUUUCAACUCUAGGUAAGGCAGAGACCAAACAAUUUCCCACAAAAGUCAAUGGUUAACUUGAAAUCUUAUUCUAGUUUUGAACAAAAAUCAUUAAAAACGUUUAAGGAAUUAUAGGUAUAAUUGUAAUAGUUAACAUGGUAAAUAAGUUGUUAGAAUGUUCAAAGCGAAUCAUUAAUACAGUUGAUGACUAUAUAACUGUUGCAUAUUAACGUUGUUUAGUUAUUAAAAUGAACCAUAAGGAACACGACAGACGGGUGCCACAUGUGGAGCAGGAUCUCCUUACCAUUCCGGUGCAUUAGAGGUGUCAUACCACCAAUUAAAAGUCCCUAUUUGUUUGACCAAAGUUUGCAAUUUUCACAGCUUUCUAAAAUAUUUUAUCUUAAUAGAAACCAGGUACAUUUUGUAUAUCCUGAAUCGUACAUGUAUCAGCUUUCUACAUGUUAAUUUUCAACAGAUGUUUAAAAUCAUAUAAAAAAAGAAGAGGUCUUCCGAAUAGAGGUACCACUAAAAAUACCCCUAGUUUUCUUGAAAUCUUAAAUUAGUAUACUAUGGAGUGCAUUAAUCCUCAAUUUUGAAUGCAAACUCAUAAACAAGUAAAUUUAGCUCAAAAUGGACAGUGUCAAUAACAGUAGAAAAAUCAACAUGACCAAUGAUUAAAAACAAAAAAUCGGGAAAAUGUUCCCAAAAUUUUCAUUGUGCUAAUGAAUUCAAAAUCGUUCAAUUUUUUUUAUGUCAUGUUUUGAAUUCCCGCAUCUGCGCAGAGAUCUACAAAGUACAUGUACUUCCUUUUUCCGCUCUCGUUUAUAUAAAACUUUGAGUAUAAUAUAUAUUUAUCAGACUAGUACAAAAUAGGAAGGAAUGCAAUACCAAUUUCAUUUUUAAUAA